Molecule: messenger RNA, 1619 nt
Organism: Megalobrama amblycephala (Wuchang bream)
Lineage: Eukaryota; Metazoa; Chordata; Actinopteri; Cypriniformes; Xenocyprididae
Gene: tk2
Product: thymidine kinase 2
Exons: 10
Coding region: 290-976 (228 amino acids)
Biological process (GO): nucleobase-containing compound metabolic process
Cellular component (GO): cytoplasm; mitochondrion
Molecular function (GO): ATP binding; deoxynucleoside kinase activity
Source: RefSeq, a predicted model, not a curated record
UAAAAAAGUUUUGCCGCGUUGUUUUGCCUCUGUGUUCACACAAAUCUCUGUCAACAAAUGUACUUGUCCGACAAACACCUGCAAUGGAAACACAUUUCAUCGGACAUUCGCGCAGCAGCAGCAGCACAUCUCUCACUCACAAGAUUUUCUUCAUAUCUUCACUAACCGAGCUACAUUAUGCAGGCAGCUUUGCUUUAACAGUACUGACAUGAGCUUAAGCUUGUUGCCUUGUGCACCCUCGAUCCUUUGACUGUUGCCAUAGAGAUCUGAAUCCAAGAAGAGAUUCAUUAUGUUGUCUUCUUCUGAAGGAAAACUGGUUAGAAACGGCGAAGAGAAGAAAUCAGUGAUUUGGUUAGAAGGAAAUAUUGCAAGUGGAAAGACAACAUGUCUGGAGUACUUCAGCAAAACCAGUGACAUUGAGGUGCUGACAGAGCCUGUGUCUAAAUGGAGAAAUGUGAAGGGUUGCAAUCCAUUGGGAUUGAUGUACCAGGAUCCAACCAGAUGGGGGCUCACUCUUCAGACAUAUGUGCAACUCACAAUGCUGGAUCGGCACGUCUCACCAAUGUCACAGCCAAUCAGAAUGCUGGAAAGAUCUAUUUACAGCGCUAAGUACAUUUUUGUGGAAAAUCUUUUUAAAAGUGGAAAGAUGCCUGAGGUGGACUUUGCUGUUUUAAGUGAAUGGUUUGAGUGGAUCAUAAAGAACAUUGCUAUUCCUGUGGACCUUAUUGUUUACCUGCAGACUUCUCCACAGACAUGCUACGAGAGACUAAAGCAGAGGUGCAGAGAAGAGGAAAAGGUUAUUCCCUUGGAAUACCUAGAAUCUAUCCAUAACCUGUAUGAAGACUGGCUGAUUCAUCAGAAGUCAUUUGAAGUUCCUGCUCCAGUUCUUGUAAUCCCAGCAGAUCAUGAUCUUAAGAAGAUGCUGCAUAAAUAUGAGGAGAACAGAGAGAAGAUACUAAAGGUGCAUUGCUCUUGAGUAAAGGAUCAGAGAGAAUGAUGGUCUUAUCAGUUUAUAAAUGUCUUGAGCUUUCUCAGAGACAGAUAAAACAAGCACUGUUUUGACUUGAAACUGAAUUCACAUUGUGCAAACAUUCCUCCUGCAAUAGAAGUUGAUUUACAUAGUAGGAUUUGUAAAUUACAUUUAUAUGAUGGGUUUUAUUUGAAUGCUGCCUUUUAUGGUUAUUAUUAUGUGUAUUUGCAUUUGUAGUCCUUGUAAACUUGGUUUAAGCAUUUAACAGAAAAUUCUUUUUAUUUUUAGUUUUAUGGAAUCAUUCCAUAUGAUAUGAAAAUACUGCACUUGGAAAUAUUUUUCCAUCAGUUCUUUUGUUACGCGAGUGGACAUUUUUAAUUCAGAAUGGCUAUUUCAGGGCAUGAAAAUGUAUUAUAUGUGAUUUGGACAGGUAUUUUACAUUUACAUCAUCAUACUCGGGUCUAAUGAAAGAUCCCUUCCUCUUUUAUUUCUUUUCAUGUUCAGUUCUGUUCAUUCUGCCACUUGCAGAUACCAUCACUAGCAAAUACAGAUCCUGAUUGUUAAUUUGUUACUGAAGGUGUUACUGUGACCAAUGUAAUUUAUACUGCAUAAGACAUUGUUUUAAUAAACCUCAUGGAAUAUUUGAAAA